AUGGAAGCAAAAGUCCAUGAAGAAUUGUUGUCAUUUCUAGCAAAGCACAGUUUGGAGGAGACAGUCAGCAACAUUGACGACAUUGUCCUGUCAUACCUGGUUGGUGUGGUGGAGCUGGUUAGUCAGGGGGACGAUGGCUUGGACGUUGUAGAACUCAUCGAAAUGAUGAAUGCUUAUUUGCCAGGGUUUGAUCAGAUUGGAAGGUCAGAAGUAAUUGAUUGGAUGUUUGGACUAGCCAGUAAAUUGAUCGGUUGCAUUGAAGUUAGCCAGGAAUCACCAUGGAAUGGAGAUAAACUAUCACUUGUCACAAAUAAGAGUGAAGUUCUGCUUGAAGUGAGCAGUAAAACUGAUCUGUCACUGAAGGAUACAAAAUUCCCAACCUAUGAUUAUGUAGACAGAAAACUUGUAUGGGACAGCUCUUUGAAGAAUGGUUCUGUCUCAGUCCUUGAGAGCCUGGUGCGGCACUCAGGAACUCAGGCUAAAUACGAGACUGGUUGCAACGGUGACUGUCAAUCACUAGAGUCCAUUUCCUCACCUCGCGCCAAAAAUAUACCGCCAGCAGUGCUUCCGGUGUUGACUCUGCCUGAGACUGAUCACCAGCAGUCAUGUUCCAAGCGCAAAGGGAGGCAACUCAGCUGCUCUUCACAAGACAGUCAGGAUGAAAUCCCCAAGCAGACGGACACUGUCACCAUUAAAGAAGCUCAAGUGAGGGUUCUGCUGGACAUGUUUCCAUCAGCGUGCACCAUGGAAGCACGACACUGCCUGCAGCUGUCAGCUGGCAACAUGGACCGCGCUGCUCAGCUGAUCAUGGACAGACAAGAUACAGGGCAGGCCAUUAAAUCUCAGGCAAAAGCUAAAUCCUUGAAAAAGAAUCACAAGGUGAAGAAAACAGUUGACUACAAGUUAGAUGAUGCCAGCAUUAAAUCUUGUGUUGUGGAGAAGUACUCUUUCAUCGAUACAGAAGAGGACAAGAAAACCUAUCGCCCCCCACCACCUAAAGGGGAAGCCAAGAAAUUAGUACGAUAUCGAGACGGCCAAGUUGUCAGCAUGAAAGGCGAGCGGUUCACCGAGGUCAAGGGGAAGGAGGAGGAGAACAUGAAAGCUUCGUACAUCAACCUCAAACCAGCCAGGAAAUAUCGCUUCCAUUGA
Messenger RNA from Candidula unifasciata, 1149 nucleotides. The record is from the annotation of a GenBank genome assembly. NCBI's taxonomy places the organism in Eukaryota, Metazoa, Mollusca, Gastropoda, Stylommatophora, Geomitridae.